Molecule: messenger RNA, 1365 nt
Organism: Saccostrea cuccullata (small rock oyster)
Lineage: Eukaryota; Metazoa; Mollusca; Bivalvia; Ostreida; Ostreidae
Product: ubiquinone/menaquinone biosynthesis C-methyltransferase UbiE-like
Exons: 4
Coding region: 168-1001 (277 amino acids)
Molecular function (GO): S-adenosylmethionine-dependent methyltransferase activity
Source: RefSeq, a predicted model, not a curated record
ACGCGCUGGUGAGCAUUUGAAAAUGGCCCUAUCUAGACACCAUAAUAUACAGUAUAUAUCAACCGUAGAGAAAUUACGCCUUUAUUUUUCGUAUUGAGAGGACAAAAUAAGCUGGAGUUAGUGUAAGUCACGGAUAUUAGUCCACAAGCCAUUCAUUAGUUCUGACAAUGAGUAAUAUAACAGACUACUACAAUAAGGUUUGUAAGAUGUACGACAAGAGGAGACGAGUAGCGGACGCCUACGUUCACAAAUCCCUGAUGGAGAAUUUUACCGGAAAGAGCAUUGGUGACAUGGAUAUUCUGGACGCUGGCUGUGGGACUGGAAACUACGCGUGUUAUUUGCUGAACCACGAACCCCGCAGUUUGACUCUUGUUGACGCCAGUGACGGGAUGCUUAGCGUGGCCAGAGAGAAACUACAGUCCCCAAAUCUGAAGACCAAGCUUAGCUUCAAAACAGGAGUGCUUCCCAAUAUUCCUUUUGAAGAUAAUUCUUUUGACAGCGUUAUGAUGAAUCUGGUACUACAUCAUUUAGAGAUAAAUCCUGAUGGAAAAUCGUAUCCAAACAUAGCUAAAACGAUUAAAGAAGUUUAUCGAGUUUUAAAACCAAGAGGUGCGUUGACCGUUACCACUUUAACUCCUGAGCAAUUUGAGGCCUACUGGUUUUGUCAUUUGGUUCCAGGAGCAAUGAAACAAUACGCCAAGAAAUUCCCCUACCAUAAGCAGAUGAAAGACAUGUUGACCGAGGCUGGGUUAACACUGAAGACGGCUCUCAACAUGUUAACAACAGAUUAUCACCCCGGACACGAUAAUUUGGAAGGACCAUUACAAGAAGAUUGGAGGAAUCAUUUAUUAUUUUGGGACACGUGCUCUGAGACCGAAAUUCAAGACAUGGUGCAGAGAGUGCAGAAAAUGAAGGAGGAGGGAACUCUGCGUGACUUUUAUAACACUCACGAGAAAACUCACAUAUUCGGGGCAUUGCAAAUUCUUGCCGCCCAAAAAUAAAUGUUAAAUGGUCAUGUAGUUGAGCUAUACAGGUUGUUGAUGAGCAUGCACUGUAAGAUCCUCUUGAAUUUGAAUUCAUCGGUAUAUUUUAUAAUAAAAAAACCCCCCACAUUAUCGUUUUAAGGUAGGACAAAACACCCGUGGAUUCCAUUUUAACCAAUUUCUUGAAAGUACCGGAGAAAAAAAGAAUAAGAUUACUAUAUUGACAACAAUGAAUGAUCCCUGUAAGAAAAAUAAUAAGUUUUGGCAUGUUUGCGUCAUAUUUUGUGAAAAAUCAGAGAAUCCUAUAUGUUGGUCACUUGCGGGCUUACAUUUUGGAAUGUUUUUAUGCUAACUAAGUGUAAUAAACAAGCAUGUAACAGUC